This is a messenger RNA of Pimephales promelas (fathead minnow), 2317 nucleotides long. It is a transcript of the gene pip4p1a, whose product is annotated as phosphatidylinositol-4,5-bisphosphate 4-phosphatase 1a. Gene Ontology annotation, cellular component: phagocytic vesicle membrane; plasma membrane; late endosome membrane. Lineage: Eukaryota; Metazoa; Chordata; Actinopteri; Cypriniformes; Leuciscidae. Gene Ontology annotation, biological process: phosphatidylinositol dephosphorylation. Gene Ontology annotation, molecular function: phosphatidylinositol-4,5-bisphosphate 4-phosphatase activity. The record is from RefSeq and is a predicted model, not a curated record.
CCGUGUGACGCAGGCGGGCUCCGUCCACACACACACUCUCCGGUAGCACAACAAUACAAGCUUUCGCCGCUCCCCCUCUUUACGCCUCGCUCUCGGUAUGGCGGACGGCGAGCGGUCCCCGUUGCUCUCGGAUCUCGGUGAUGGAGCUCUCGGCAGUGGGAACGGCGGGGUGUCUCCCGGAGCAGCUCCACAUGGUGCUCCGAACAAACCGCAGAGUUUUCCUCCGUUUCCGAGCUCGACUCAGCCACCCAUGUUGUUGGGCGAGAACCCUCCACCGUAUUCCCCCUUGACGUCUCCAGAAAGUGGCAGUGCCCCAGUCAUCAGCUGUAGGGUGUGCCAGUCGCUCAUCAGCGUUGAGGGCAAAAUCCACCAACAUGUGGUCAAGUGUGGAGUCUGCAAUGAAGCUACUCCCAUAAAGAAUGCCCCUGCAGGGAAGAAAUAUGUGCGGUGUCCUUGUAACUGUCUUCUCAUCUGCAAGGUCACAUCCCAAAGGAUCGCCUGCCCUCGGCCUUAUUGUAAGAGGAUCAUAAAUUUGGGGCCAGUCCAUCCAGGCCCAGCCAGUCCAGAACCACAACCUGCUGGAGCUAGAGUUUCCUGCGGACACUGCAGCAACACUUUCCUGUGGACCGAGUUUACUGACAGGACACUGGCUCGAUGCCCCCAUUGCAGAAAAGUAUCUUCGAUUGGCCAGCGAUAUCCGAGGAGGCGGAGUCUGUGGUGUUACCUGCUGUGCUUGCUAUUUAGCAUCUCAGCUGCUGGUCUGAUUGCAGGGACGUGGUCCCAGGCGCGUGUAUAUGGGGGUAUUUAUGCGUCCUGGGCAGCGGCGUUGUUGCUGGUGGUGUUGACGCUGGCCAGAGCACUUUACUGGAGCUGCAUGAGGGUCAGCCAACCUCUCCACAACCUCACAUAGAGAGAGAGAAAGACAGCAAGAGAGGAGGCUGCGAUUUAAGGGUGGUGGGAAAAAAUAAAGUCCACAGGAAAAGAGCUAGAGAGAAUCAUGGUUAACUCUAAAAGCUUGAAUGUGAUGGCUGUAAUGAAGGGUCAAAGUAAAAUCCAGGCUUGAGAAACACAUAUGCUAUGGCAAAGAAGAUUAGUGUUUUAAAGUAAUUUUUAUUCGGAAGCUUUCUCUGGAUGUGUUUUCAUCCGUGAAUAUGAACGGACUUGUUAUGAUUCCAAAUGCUCCUUCAGUUUUAACCCAUUACACUCACGUAAAGAAUAUGUUACACACUCUGAAACACACACACAAUUCUCUAUGUACAUCUUAAAUUAACUACGCUACAAUACACAAACUACACCAAUUCAAACAAUUAUCUGUCUCUAGUGUCCAAAUAAGCUCUGAAGCCUUAUAAAGAGAGGAAGUACAGGUUCAUCUCCACUAGAUGGUGUUCCAAAACCACAUAAACACUGGUGUUUUGUCACAUUGCCUAAAUCUCUGUUCAAAUACAAUCAUUUGGGUGACACGAUUAACAAAUGCGCAGAACAUUUCUGUAACUGAUUUUUCAUUUACACUUAAAGUGUAAAUGCGUUCAAACACAUCUCUUUAUCUUUAGUUGUGAAUGUUAAAAACAGUAUUUUUUAUAAUUGUGAAUUUUGUUUGUAAAUAUUUGUUGUUUAUUUCAUGAAUGAGCAGUUGCACUGUAGCUCUAACACGCUGUGAUUCCUUUAUGUUUUUAUUUAAUUUGCAAAAUCACUACUGAGGGAAAAAAAAUCACUGGAACAAAUAAUGAGAUAACCGAUGUACAGCCACACACACCUUUGGGAAGCAGAAAAAAAAAAUCAUAUCUUCUGUUGAAGGUCAGCUGUGCUUCAUGGAGUUUGCUAUCAAAAGGGUCAUUCACCUUUCUUCUCAUGUUCAUGUGAAGUUAAUCGUCAUGUUCAGGUACUGUAAGUUUGAUUAUGUUUGAACCAUGAUUAAAUGAUACUAAUGAGAUUAAUCAGCCACUAGAUUUGGAUUCUAGACCGCCAGAUCUUUUUUUCCCUCUUUGUCAUAAUUCAGAGUCUGGGUAAGAACACAAUUGAGAUGUUCAGAGCAUUGAAUUCUUGUUGCUGGUCACCAAUGUUCUUGCAUUAUAUUCCUUAUAAAUAUACUAAAGUACAUCAAAAUAUGGUCCUCACUGCAGAUGUGGAAUUCAGAUUCUGUAUUCUGUCCAUGAGAGAAAAAUGUGAGGUCUGUACAUCUGGAAUCCCAAACAAGAGGUCAGGAUGUUAUUUAUAAAGAGCAGAAGGCCAAUGAUGGAGGUCUCCUCUGAAUUUGUUUACACAUGAGAUUAAGAUUACACAUGAUUAAAAAGAUGAUGAAGGUAUAAAACGGUGAAUA